This is a messenger RNA of Penicillium manginii, 432 nucleotides long. RefSeq lists its product as uncharacterized. The record is from RefSeq and is a predicted model, not a curated record. The transcript has 2 exons. NCBI's taxonomy places the organism in Eukaryota, Fungi, Ascomycota, Eurotiomycetes, Eurotiales, Aspergillaceae. Bases 1 to 432 code for a protein of 143 amino acids.
AUGCGUUCCUCUACAUUUGCUACAUCUCUUCUAGUCGCGUUUCUGCCAAUCUCUGUGAUUGCCGACUGGGCUCAACUUCAAGACGUCGUGAAAACAGAGGGAUGUGGUGAUGGCUGCUCCAGUCUAGCUCCAAUCUUCGAGGAUGAUGCUUUCGACGGCAUUUUCGAUAAGCUAGUUGAAGACGGUUAUGCGUCUGCUGGAUCUGCUGCCUUCGCAAAGAGCGAUGAUUUCAGUUGUGAUGAUGCCAAGUUCGCUGGCCAACUUACUUGUACGAAUGCAUUCCGAGCAGCCUUCGCUUCCAUGAGCGGAUUCUGUGCCUAUGGAGGUACCCGGUCCUCCCAGCAAUACGUCCACAACGCCGAUGGAACCCAACUUGGAGCGAUCGUCCUUACAGAGUCUUGUAUUCCUGCGCUUCAAGGCGCAAGCUGCUAG